ACAAAGGCAUUAUUCUCAGAGCUUAUCUUACCACUGGAGCAGAAACUAGAAAAUGAAUUCCGAAGAUCAUCGGGCCAGCACAAGAAGUACAACCAUGGCCACAAAACCGUUGUCGUGCCUUAUGCCAAAGCUUAUGACUCCCUCAGAAAGUUCAGGAAGAAAACCAAGAACAAACUUGUGUAUGAUGAACAAAAGGAAGGGCAGUAUGUAAAAACUUUAAACAAAUGCCAGGACAAACUGGACGAGUUCCGUAUCCAGGGUCUAAAGCUGGCUUUACUGGAAGAAAGAAAAUGUCACUGUUUCUUGUUAGACAGACUGUCCACCAUCGCAAGUAUGAAUACAGCACAUCACAGACAAGCAGCAGAGAUGUUGACUAUGGGAUUACCUAGCUGGCGACAUCUGUCAGCUAAGCCCCACAUCUUACCCCCAGAGGCUGACCGUUUACUCAUGAUACAGAAGGAUGACGAUUUUGAGCAUGCAAAUGGUUCUAUAUACCGUGUCAGUAACGGGUAUACGCCUGAUGAGACUCGGUCCGUAGGUACACCUUACAGAAGAUCCAGGAGCUAUCAUGAUGGGCCUCGCAUCCCGAUGGACUACAAUGGAGAUUUCUCAUAUGCAACAAGGACCAUGCCACCAUCACGGGGAAUCAGCGUACCGCCUCCCCCUCCCCCAGGCGUGUCCCAGGUGAGAGCUAUCUACACACAUGCUGCUGAGGGAGACAGUAAACUCAGCUUCACAGAGGGGGACGUAAUCAACCUUAUAGGAGAGCCUGCCGAGGGAUGGCAUUAUGGUCUAAAUAACCGCAGUGGCAGGUAUGGCUGGUUUCCGAUGUCCUUCACAGAACCAAUGACGGACAUGCCUGGGAGAGAACCACAGCCGAUGGGUCAUCGUGUAAAGAGUAUGGGUGAUCUAGACACAAGGUCACUUUCAGAUGGUGGCAGUUUUCUGGUUGACGGGGAUGUUCCAGGGGCCACAAGACGUCCUAAGUCUGUUUACGAGACCUCAGGAAUGAGGCUUGUCAACAACCCAACACAGAAUGAGGUGACCACAUCUGGUUAUGGAAAUCGUCAAUCAUCGAGUAACCCUCCUCCCCCUCCACCACCUGUAUCAUCAGUCCAUGGUGACAGCCGGCCGAGACCACCUACGUCAAUGCCCCCUGUGCCUCCGAAGAUAUCAAAUGGACAGGGGGGCUCGCAUCCAGCAGAGGACUACGAAACAGACGAGGAGGAAACAAACUUCAGAAGAAAUCCUAAAUUUGCAGCAGUGAACCUAAAGAAGACUGUAACAAAUGACAGAUCAAAGCCAAGGAUAUGACGAGGAGUUAACGCUGUAUACCUCCCGUAUAUAUAGACAGUAUCACAAGUACACUAACACUCCAGGAAAAAUGAACAAAACUUUGUUCCUAUCAUGAAAAAAACCCAGUUUACCUAUACAAUAUUGGAUUAGCCAAAAAAAGGUGCCUCCUUGCUAAGGAUAUUACACAAACCGUUUGUGGUCAGAUAUGACAAGAACACCUUGAAUCUUGGAGAAAAUAUGUAAACAUAACAGGAACACAAACAGAUCAUAAACAAUGUACUACAUAGUAGGGUUUAGCUGUCAUCACUUUGUGGCAUUAUUUUGUACAUAGAAUCAUAACUCAUAUUAAACAUCAUAUUUUAGCUCUCUGGCCUGAAGCGCCAAGUGAGCUGACGCCAUGGCACAACGUCUGUCAUAGAUCAAAUGUUAAUCAUCUGCCCGACCCUUUGGUAGGGAAAGGCACCCAAAAUGUAACAUGGAAGUGGGUUGGUUGAUAUUUAAAAGACCACCUUUCAAGUUUUGGUAAAAGAAUUUGGACCUCAAUGGAGAUUGAUAUUGUAUACAGAAGGAUGUGGCUCCCUUUUUUGGCAGAGGGGCUUAGCUCAUUAGGGGAUAUAGGGACAAAAGUAUUUUUGACUACUCCAUUCUAUUGGGCAGAUGUUAACAAAAAAUCAUCAUUCCAUGGCCAUUUUUAUAUUUCUAUCAGAUUUGAAAUCCAAGAUUGCAGCUUUGCCUGAGACACAUUCAACUUCUCAGUUUUUUUAGGCAAAAUUUGACCAAACCGUAUUCAAAUGUUUCUCUCACGACCGUGAAUAAGUGUUGUUAAUAUUUGUACCGUAUUUAACAUCAUUGGUCAACUGUCUCUUAAUUGGCCGAGACAUUUUCCACUUCUCAACUUCCAAACAGGCCAAUGUUAGUGAAUGUAGUGAAACUCUUUAGGAAUUAGGCUCUCCUGGUCCUGAACAGGUUUUAUAUUUUGGGCAAAUUGGAAUAUAAAAUGGCCACCCUGUCUUCCAAUUGGAUGAGACACUUCUAACCAAUUCUCAAUUCCACUUGAUUAAACUUAACAAAAAAAUACAAAAAAAACUACCUGUCAUUGACCUUACCAGUUGUUUUUUUAAAAUGUUUGAUCCAGAAAAUGUAAAUGGCCACCAUUAUCUCAAAGGUUUUUGUAAAAUUCGAAUAAAAAUGAAAGUGGUGAGUGACUGGGGCCCUAUAUGCCUCUUGUAUAAAAUGUUAUAGGAAUAUACAGGUUCUCUUAUUUUAUUUUAUAAUUUGUAAAUUAUUCAUUCCUAUUCUGUAAGUGCUUUAAUUUCAGAAAGCUAAAUUUUGUAUUUCAAUCAUACAUUGAAUGCAUUCUGAGUAUUACUGGCAAGGAAUUCACACAUUGUAAGCAAAAUGCAAAAAAAAUUGGAGAAUUAUACCUCACCCCAUGAAGCAUCAUUUUAGUGCUAUUACAAAUAUUUAUGACAUCAAACACUGUUUCAUUCAUUAACAACUUAUACAUGUAUGUCACGUAUAUUGUUGGGAUAUUAACAAAUAUUUAUGUAGAAUUAAAAGGGUAAAAUGUGGAUGUUAAAUGUAUUCAGCUUGUCGCUACUGUUGUAAAUCUUGGCUUUCGUUGCAAUUUCAAUGUUAUUUGUGUAAGAGUUAUGCCCCUUUAAAACAUUUUCAUUAGAAAAUCAUUUGGAGCCAGUUGUUAAAAGCUUGGUCAUUUUAACUACAAUUUAAAACGAAGCUUUAAUCCUGUAUAUUUCAAAACAAAUUUAAAUUUGAAACUAAAACUACAGUUAUAGGGAUCCAUCGUAAGAUAAAUAAUGCAAAAUAUAUGUAGGUUUUCAGAGAUUUCACAAAAAUUGGGUAUUUAACAUUUGCAUCAAGGUGAUCAGGAUUUUAACAACUGGUCAGACUCGUGUGGAAGUCUUUUAGAAAGCAGAAGCACUUAAGGUAGCAUUUGUCCUUAAGUUAUGAGAAGUAGAUUUAAGCUCUCUUUAUCUGAUGUAUAAUGAAUUGUCAAAUGUUAGAUAGUCGUAUGUCCUUAGGUUAUGAGAAGUAGAAUCACUCUUUUUAUUUGAAGUAUACUGAAUUGUCAAAUGUAAGUAUAAAAACAAUUCCUUUAGUCACACACAAUCAUGUACUAUGUACAUGUAUAAUGUUACUGGUGGUUUUUUUCGCUGUUUAAUAGCACAGAGAAUUAGCUAGUCAUUAAAGGAAUCCGUGCCAUCUGUCACUAUUUAUAUAAAUGAUAUAAUUUCUUUAUUUCAUGCAGUGCUUACACUUGACUUGUAUUACUAGCUCUGUGAUAUAGUGUGUUCGUGUCAAGUGUCGGAUAACUUCUUUAUAAAUUUAUUACAAGCAAAUAUUUCACUGCUAGACGUUGGUGAUAUAUUGAUAUUGAAAAAUAGAAUUUAGUAUAUUAUUAUAUUGCUAUAGGUUGUUUUUAUUUUACAUGAAAGGUUUAUUUACGCAACAAGAAGUAUGUGCAAUUGGCUGUUUGAAAAUUUACAUCAUGCAGGAAUGAAACUUUGUUGGUAAAUAGAAGAAAAUAUAUAUGCAUGUAUAUAUAAAAACUGAGGCUUUUAUUAUUAUAUUGAAUACCAACAGCAUUAAACUGAGCAGAUAGUUUAAGAAAGUCAUCUUUUCAUCCACAUCCAAUGUUACUAAUUGUUAUAUGAUGCCAAAGAAAGUUUUUGCCUCAUUUCUGAAUAGUGAUAUUCAAAUAAUCAUCAGGCACCAUGUCUGUUUACCAAUUAUUGUGUCUGUACAGUGCAGUUGUAUGUCAAAAUACACAUUACUCCUGAUACACUUUCAUCCAUUACCUCUGGCCUAAUGUAUAAAAUAAAGAUUACCUUUUGUACAAUGUAUAUUAUACAAUAUUGUAACUGGUGCAUUAUGAACCACCUACAUAAAUACUUGAGAAGUGUGUAAUACAUACAGUUUCACCAGUGCAGUGUAUCAUACAUACAGUAUCACUGGUGCAGUGU
Messenger RNA from Mizuhopecten yessoensis (Yesso scallop), 4280 nucleotides. RefSeq names its product brain-specific angiogenesis inhibitor 1-associated protein 2-like. Gene Ontology annotation, biological process: actin filament bundle assembly; plasma membrane organization; positive regulation of actin filament polymerization. NCBI's taxonomy places the organism in Eukaryota, Metazoa, Mollusca, Bivalvia, Pectinida, Pectinidae. The transcript is spliced from 11 exons. Gene Ontology annotation, cellular component: cytosol; nucleoplasm. The record is from RefSeq and is a predicted model, not a curated record. The annotation marks the transcript as partial. Gene Ontology annotation, molecular function: protein binding.